Molecule: messenger RNA, 2124 nt
Organism: Seriola aureovittata
Lineage: Eukaryota; Metazoa; Chordata; Actinopteri; Carangiformes; Carangidae
Gene: qpct
Product: glutaminyl-peptide cyclotransferase
Exons: 7
Coding region: 38-1174 (378 amino acids)
Molecular function (GO): zinc ion binding; glutaminyl-peptide cyclotransferase activity
Source: RefSeq, a predicted model, not a curated record
CACAUGAUCUGUAAGCUUUCACAGAGGAGAGACAGGAAUGUGGAGAGGAGCGACAACAACGACGGCUGAGCGGAGCCACAUAAUGCGUUUGUUUUACGCUGUGUCCAUCUGGAUGACAUUCAUCCACUGCUCCAACGGAAUCCCGUGGACACAAGAAAAGCUCCAGCACCGGGCCGUCACGCUAACACAAGAUGAGAUUCGCACCGCCCUGUCUCACACUGACCUGGAGCAGAUGUGGCAGAGGGAUCUGAGGCCACUGCUGGUUACCAGGUACCCAGGCUCUGCAGGCAGCCAAGCUGUGCAGGAGCAUAUCAAAACAACUCUCGGCUCUCUCGGUGCAGGCUGGGAAGUGACAGAGGAUAGGUUUAUGUCACAAACACCCUACGGCCCCCUGUCCUUCACCAACCUGAUUGCCACCCUCAACCCAUCCGCCAAGCGCCGCCUGGUUCUGGCCUGUCACUAUGACUCCAAGUACUACCCGCCACAGUGGCACGGGAGGGAGUUCCAAGGUGCGACUGAUUCUGCUGUUCCCUGUGCCAUGAUGCUGGAGAUGGCACGAGCCCUGGAUGAGGAACUGAAAUCUCAGAAGAGCUCCAGCCCCAACCUGACCCUGCAGUUGAUCUUCUUUGAUGGAGAGGAGGCUCUUUUCCAGUGGACCCCCACAGACUCCCUGUACGGCUCCCGCCACCUGGCCCAGAAGAUGGAGAGCACCCCACACCCCGCUGGAGCGACAGGCACCAACCAACUAAAUGGCAUAGAUCUGUUUGUGUUGUUGGACCUGAUCGGAGCUCCUGGCCCUCACUUUGGCAACCAGUUCCCCAGCACAACACCCUGGCUCUCCAGACUGCAGAACAUUGAAAAGCGACUCCACUCCAUGAACCAGCUGGUGGAUCAUCCUAACAUCGUGCAGUAUUUCUGGCCCGAUCGACCUGUUGGCCACAUACAAGAUGAUCAUAUACCAUUCCUAAACAGAGGUGUACGUAUCCUCCACCUCAUCCCCUCCCCCUUCCCAUCCGUGUGGCACACGUUUGACGACAAUGAACUGAACCUGGAUCGCUCCACCAUCCAGAACCUAAACAAGAUCUUGCAAGUCUUUGUUCUGGAGUACCUCAACGCCAGACCAGCUAUCCCUUCAGUGUCCUCAAACCCUUCAAACCCACAGAAUGCACCAUAAAAUUCCCAGUAUACUCUUCCGUAACUCUGUUUCUUUGGAUGUAGUAAAGGUCCUCAGCUCUUAUUUUACAAACUGGCAUUUACUGCUAGGUACAUACCAACACAUCUGUUCACAAUACGGAUGCCCACUGCAGAGAACAUUUAACGUGGAGAAUAUGUUCAUAUAAAAAAGUUCAGAUUUUAUUUUGAAAUCUAAGUCUUAAUAGGUAAAAGUUUAUAUUUUGUCCUAUGUGAGUAUGUAUAAGAAGUAUUUUCAAGAGACUCUAUGUCUUCAUCUUCCCUUCAAGCCCUCAGUCACCAGCAGUGAGAUCAGCACACAGGAUCCUCUGUGUGUUUUUACUACACUGUGCUCUUUAUUUCAGCCUAAACCCCUCAUUUACCCUGUGAAGAGACAUCUUAGUGUCAAUGCUAAUGUCUAGGAUCUGCUCUACUUGUAUCAGAGAAGAGGAAGAAUGUUAGAAAAAAUGAUAAAUUGUGUUGAUAAAAUGCUGUGAUGUCCAAAGUUGGUGAUAUGUUCUAUAUGAACAACUCUGGGCUAAUAACAUUCAUAAUCUGUUAUGAUGCAUAUAUACAAUAGGCCAUUCACAUGAAUUCUACAAAAACAUAAGGGGAAGAGUAUAUAGCAACACACGAGACAGUGUCACAAGGUGGUUUUAGCUACAGGGGAUGUGACAUUUCCUCGCCUGCAGUAAAUCUGUUCAGUGUUUAGAGAGCAAACCUGUCGGUGGCAGGAAAUGGGUUUAUUUUUAUUAUCACAACAUCUUCAGCCCUUCAUAUCCUGUCAUCUCUGAUAGUGAAGUGGAUAACUUCCUGUGCUGAUGUUUCACAUGCCUGCCUUUGUUUAUAUGACAUUAUUAGCCUGACCUUAAUGUAGAUCCCAGAAUAAUAUACAGUGCCAAAUUUGGACUUCCUGUAUUUUGAGGCCGAAAUAAAUGUUACACAUACAAAGCA